Messenger RNA from Physeter macrocephalus (sperm whale), 1148 nucleotides. It is a transcript of the gene PRADC1, whose product is annotated as protease associated domain containing 1. The transcript has 5 exons. Lineage: Eukaryota; Metazoa; Chordata; Mammalia; Artiodactyla; Physeteridae. Bases 149 to 715 code for a protein of 188 amino acids. The record is from RefSeq and is a predicted model, not a curated record.
CCCUGGGCCUUGUUCCGGUGCGCCAACCGGCGGCGUGAGCGGGUCUGGGGGCGGGAGUCCAGAGCAGCUGUCAGGCCGAAGUCCGGCGAGCUACGCGCAGCAGGGCGGCUGGAGGAAGCGCGGCGCCGGGCCGGGCCCGGCCCUGGAGAUGGUCCCCGGCGCCGCGGGCUGGUGUUGUCUCGUGCUCUGGCUCCCCGCGUGCGUCGCGGCCCACGGCUUACGCAUCCAUGAUUAUUUGUACUUUCAAGUGCUGAGUCCUGGGGACAUUCGAUACAUCUUCACAGCCACGCCUGCCAAGGACUUUGGUGGUAUCUUUCACACAAGGUAUGAGCAGAUUCACCUUGUCCCUGCUGAACCUUCAGAGGCCUGCGGGGAACUCAGCAACGGUUUCUUCAUCCAGGACCAGAUCGCUCUGGUGGAGAGGGGGGGCUGCUCCUUCCUCUCCAAGACCCGGGUGGUGCAGGAGCACGGUGGGCGGGCAGUGAUCAUCUCUGACAACGCAGUUGACAAUGACAGCUUCUACGUGGAGAUGAUCCAAGACAGUACGCAGCGCACAGCUGACAUCCCCGCCCUCUUCCUGCUUGGCCGAGAUGGCUACAUGAUCCGCCGCUCCCUGGAACAGCAUGGGCUGCCAUGGGCCAUCAUUUCCAUCCCAGUCAAUGUCACCAGCAUCCCCACCUUUGAGCUGCUGCAACCGCCCUGGACCUUCUGGUAGAAGAGUUGGUCCCACAUUCCAGCCAUAAGCAACUCUGGGCUGGGAAGGGGAAAAUCCAGGAAUUCUGCUGUUUGGGAUUUGGGGAUAGCAUUUGGGGACUGGGGGAGCCAGGUAGAGGAAAAGGGCUUGGGCCUUGGCUAAGUUAAAGGAAGCCACACCACUGGCCUUCCCUCCCCUGGGCUCCUAAGGUGUCUCAUGCUAUGGGAAGAGGCAAGAGCCAGGCCCCAGGUCUUAUGGGCUAGGGUCUGGAACUAAAGGGGCCAACAGCAGGUAGUCUGAAAGUCAUCUGAGACCUGUCACAUCCCACCUGGCUUCAGCCUCCCCACCCAGGGUCUUUCACAGCAGUUGCUGGAAUGGUAUAAGGAGCUGGUGUUUGAGGACUACAUAAUAAACCCUCACUGACUUUUUAGCAAUAAAGCCUCUCAUCAGGGUU